Leguminivora glycinivorella is the source of this 3877-nucleotide messenger RNA. RefSeq names its product Golgi-associated PDZ and coiled-coil motif-containing protein-like. The coding region runs from base 2327 to 3877 and encodes 516 amino acids. Gene Ontology annotation, biological process: negative regulation of protein localization to cell surface. The record is from RefSeq and is a predicted model, not a curated record. Lineage: Eukaryota; Metazoa; Arthropoda; Insecta; Lepidoptera; Tortricidae. Gene Ontology annotation, molecular function: transmembrane transporter binding. The transcript has 13 exons. Gene Ontology annotation, cellular component: Golgi apparatus; trans-Golgi network transport vesicle; membrane.
UGUGACUAGAGAUUUAUAUAGAGAAUGACGAACGAAAUUGUCAUUACUAUUUCAAUCUUCUUGCCUUUGGAGUGUCGGCCGGCCGACUCCCGGCCGAUUACGUCAGUCAAAUUUAAAAUUUGAUUAAUUACCAAGAAUAAAAUCAAAAUUCCAAUGACUCAAAAAUCAGUCUGACACCCGAGGAGGUAGAGUCGAUUUUGACAGCCUUUUUCAAUUUAUAGUACAGGUGUAUUCACAAGAGCUGGCACUAAUCGAACGAAUGAGUGAAUGAAAAUAUCUAUGUGUGAUUAAUCACAAUUUUAGUGAUAGAUAUUUUCACAGGUGUCACUCAUAAUAUCAAAGUUUCGUUUAUUCGAUUCGUUCCAGCUUUCGUGAAAUGACCUGUACGCGGUAUAAAUUUGUAUAAGCCAAAGGCUUUGCCAAGACAGUGUCGACUGGUUAUCUUAUAACGAAGUUCAAGUACUUCUAAUAAAUCUAUUCCAAUGUGUAUAUAACGAGAAUCGAAUUUAUCAAGGCGUGUGCUGUGCAUAGUGAGGAUUUGUAUUGGAUUAAUAUAUGGAUAGUGUGGACGGUCGUGAGGACCUAAUGUCGCUGGCGACUAUUAUACUGGUUAACACACAUUGUGUACGUAUCCAUAGAAUUUGUUUCUUCAUAAAAUGUGACGUCACAAAAAGCUUUAGUACUCUGGUGAAAUAUGCCGGAGACAAAGUUUCGUAGUGUUUGUGUGAAAACUAUGAAUAUGUAAAUGGUGUGUAACCCGGAUAGGCCUCGGAAUAGCAUGAUAUCAUUUAUUGCUGCACUGGUGACUCUGUUGUACGUACCGCUUCUAAAGGUCAACUGCCGUAAUUCUAGUGGUAGAGCGUCAUCUAGUCAACUCUGUGGUCCGCUGCUCGACGCAACACUGGCGACUCCAAUUUUCAUAGACUAGACUCCAUCGCUCUUAAGACUAAAAGACGCCCCAAGAUGGCUACUAUCUUCAAAAUUGGGAGGCGGGAAAUCGGAUUCUAUUAUAUUCAAGAGAUAUUUACCUACGUCUCUAGUAAAUGAUAUCAUGUUGGUGAAAUCUAGUGUUGGUGGAAAAAUUGCACAUAAAUGCUAUUUAGAUUUUAAAAAUUGACCACUGCCAAGUAUUUUAUAACUUAGUUCAUCAAUAUUUGUAACCACAAAAUACAAUUGUUUGAACAUAACGUUGCUUAGUAUCAAAAAACGGAACAUUAUGAAGUAAUAUUUUACCCAUGUGGCGGCUUUGCACAAUAGAUUAAGAGAUCAUGUUUAUAAAUUAUUUAUUUUUGUCAAAACUUGUUCAGUGGUUUGUGUUUAGCUGUACAGUGCACUAUCAUUAUUUAGCUACCUUGAUAACUGCCUGCAACUGUAAAUGUAACAUAACUUAUACCAAUUACUUAAUUGAUUGUGUGUAAUUAUGUAUAUGUUAUUUAUAGUUCUUUAUUUGUAUAUAGUUAAUUAUACGUUACAUUAAACAAUUGCGAAUGUAUUGUAUUUUUUUACUUUAGAAUUUAGAUAAUAUCUACCGGCUCGGCUCCUUGAUUCGGUCAAAGAGUACUGAAUCACUACGUGAUUCGGUUACAUAAGUACAGUCAGUCCGGCGAGUGUAGAUUCUUUCUGCGUAUGGAAUCCACACUCGCCUUCGCGGCACCGCGCCGCGAUACGCGCGCGAGUGUGGAGGCCGCUUUUCACGUGGAAACGGAACGACGAAUUGACUUGUUUUUUAAAAGGAAAUAGUUGAAGAUUGAGCGUGACAUAGGCAGGCUACUUUUUUCUCUCUUUCUAACCCCCAACCCCCCACUUCCCUAAAAUAGUGGGUGGAAGUUUGUAUGGAGAAUUCCGUAAUUUCCGAAUUUAACACGAGCGAAGCCGUGGGCAAAAGCCAGUAAUUUAUAAAAUUAUAAAUCUAUGCACAAAGAAGUCUACAUAUGUCGAUUGAUAUCGUGUUGAGCACUUGUUCCGGUAGAUUAGAUGUAUAACUAGAAAAUCUAUUGUCGCUUGUCGGUUAAUUUACAUGGUUUAUAACUUAUUAGUUUAUAAUUUUUGAUGUCUAAUAAAUUAUAUUAUUUGAGGAAAAUAUGAUUUUGGCCACAUCCAGGCUGCGAAACAGCGCCAUCUAGUUUGAAGCCUAAAAAGCCCAUACAUUUCAGGGGUACGCUUUUUGUAUUUGUCGCUUUAGCUUUUUACCAAUAUUAAAUUGGAUAAGAAAGAAAGUAAAUAAAAAUGUUUUAUUACAAAAAAUAAAUGUAAAAAGACGCCUGUUACUGAACACUCUAGUACAAAUUGGACAACGAGACACGCUUGCGCGUAAUGUCACUUUGACAUGCCCUCUGUUUGUCAAACUGUCAACAAGUUUAUUGUGAAAAUGGCGACUACUGGAGUUGGAUUCCGAUGGUUAGAUAUAUUAGAAAAGGAAUUUGAUAAAGCAUGUGUGGAAUUAGACACGUCUAUAGUGGAUUUGGAUUCGGAGGAAUCAGAGUCAGUGUUUGCGGCACGUCAGAAGAUUGCUACUCUCAGCUCAUGUUUUGCACAACUUACGCACAAGGCCCUUACUAUAUUUCAGAACAGUGCAAAACUUGAGGCGGAGCUGGUAGACAUGAGGGCGGAGCUCGUGCAGGCGCGAGCCGCCGCGGCCGGAUUAUCGGACGGCGACGACACAGCAGGAAGCGUAUCGGAUGCGUCCCGCGCUCGCGCCGAAGCAUCGCAGCUCGCGCGAGAGAACGCCGCACUUCGAGAGACAGUGCUCGCGCUACAUUCAGAACUCUUCGGUGCCAGACUGGCGACAAAGUACCUGGACAAAGAAUUAGCGGGACGGAUACAGCAGCUACAACUACUCGGCAGAGACAUGCGCGCAGAAGUUCGGGACUCACUUUGGGCUCAGGUGGAAGCGGAGAUCUUGCUGCAGCGGCACAAGACGCUGGUGCGCGUGUGUCGCGGGCUGGCGCCGUGCCCCGCGCGGCCCGCGCGCGAGCCGCGCCCGCCGCGCCCGCGCACCGUGCGCGUGCGCCGCUCGCCGCACCUCGGGCUCGGCAUCUCCGUCACGGGAGGGCGAGAGCACGGUGUACCUAUCCUGAUCUCAGAGCUGGAGGCGGGCGGGCCGGCCGCGCUCACGGGCGAGCUUUAUGUCGGAGACGCCAUCCUCGCCAUCGACGACCGCGACCUCACGCAGGCGUGUCACAAGGAGGCAGUGGCGGCGCUGCAGAGCGUGAAGGGCGACUGCGCGCUGUGCGUGCAGUUCAUCGCGGCCGACGACGACGACCGCCUCUCCGACGACAACUACAGGUUCCCGCUGUACCCGGAGGACGGCGAGGUGUUCGGCGCGGAGGCGGACGGCUCGGGCGCCACGCCCACCGCGCCGCGCACCCCGGACUACGACAGGCCUCACUCCGCGGCCGGGUCCACAGACUCGCGCUCGCCGCGGCCGCACUACCCCGAGUACAACAACAUCAACAACAACCUCUCCAUACUCGACAUGGACGACGACAGCAUCCGUAUCGAGGCCGGACCGCGACGCGGCGGGUACGGCGCGCUGCCGUCCGCGUCGGCGUCGGCCGAGUCCACGCCCGUACACGCGCGUCGACAGGCCACCAAGAAGAAACGCAAACCUACAGACUGGCGCACUAAAGGAGUUUACCAUACGGUGGACGACGAGCAGUCGUCGGACGACAAGCCGGAGCCGCCGCGGCCCGCCACCAACGGCGCCGACGGCAACAAGCGAGACGCCAAGCCCUUCCGGAUAGGUUCCGCGCGGCGCGUGGAGGCGCUGGUGAACGGCGCGGGGGCGGGGGCGGGGGUGGGGGUGGCGCCGCGCGCGCUGCCGCCGCUGCCCGGCGUGGCGGGGGACGGCGACCCGGACUUCGGCACGCCCGUCUGA